CCUGAGCUCUCAAGGCAGUGCCACCUGCCCGCUCUCUCGCCUCGGUCGCGCUCACCAUCACCAACAUGCUGCGGAGACUGAGCGGCCCCGCGCUGCCGCUGCUCCUGCCGCCGCUGCUGCUGCUGCUGGGCGCCGGCGUACGCGCCGAGGUGCUGUUCCGCUGCCCGCCCUGCACGCCCGAGCGCCUGGCCUCCUGCAGGACCCCGUCGGCCGGGGCCGGGCGGCCCUGCGCCGAGCUGGUCCGGGAGCCCGGCUGCGGCUGCUGCUCCGUGUGCGCCCGUCUGGAGGGCGAGACGUGCGGCGUUUACACCCCACGCUGCGCCCAGGGGCUGCGCUGCUAUCCCAACCCGGGCUCCGAGCUGCCCCUACAGGCGCUGGUCCAGGGCGCCGGCACUUGCGAGAAGCGCCGCGACUCCGACAGUCCCGAACAGGCUGCAGACAAUGGCGAUGACCACUCUGAGGUUGAUGACCAUGGGGACGGGACAAUCGUCGGAGGUGGAGGCAGUGCUGGCCGGAAGGCCUUCACGUCAGGCAUGAAGGAGAUGGCCGUGUUGCGGGAGAAGGUGACUGACCAGCAGCGCCAAAUGGGCAAAGGUGGCAAGCAUCAACCCAGCCCAGAUGACUCCAAGAAGCUUCGGCCGCCAUCUGCCAGGACCCCCUGCCAGCAGGAAUUGGACCAGGUCCUGGAGCGGAUCUCCACCAUGCGCCUUCCAGAUGAGCGGGGCCCCCUGGAGCACCUCUAUUCCUUGCACAUCCCCAACUGUGACAAGAACGGCCUGUACAACCUCAAACAGUGCAAGAUGGCUGUGAAUGGGCAGCGUGGGGAGUGCUGGUGUGUGAACCCCAACACCGGGAAGCUGCUGCAGGGAUCCCCUACAGUCCGUGGGGACCCGGAGUGCCAUCGCUUCUACAAUGAGCGGAUGCAGUAGACCACAGCCGGCCGGUGCCUGGCACCCCGCCACCACCUCUCCAAACACGGGCAGAGAGAGGAGAGAGCUUGGGUGGUGGGCGGGGGAGGAUUUCCCAGGAGUUUUGACACAUGUAUUUAUAUUUGGAAAGAGACCAGCACCGAGCUCCGCACACCCGCCGCCUUGCCCCUCCCCGCGGGAGAGGCUGCACCCCCUUCUCGAGUCCCUGCUGGGAGGAAGGGGUGCCUGCAGAGGCAGGGCUGGGCUCCAGGUUCGGGAGGGGGAAAAAGAAAUUUUUAUUUUUAAACCCCUGUGUCUCUUUUGCUUAAAAUUAAAGAAAGGAAA
Pteronotus mesoamericanus is the source of this 1253-nucleotide messenger RNA. It is a transcript of the gene IGFBP2, whose product is annotated as insulin like growth factor binding protein 2. The record is from RefSeq and is a predicted model, not a curated record. The coding region runs from base 66 to 929 and encodes 287 amino acids. Gene Ontology annotation, cellular component: extracellular region. Gene Ontology annotation, molecular function: insulin-like growth factor I binding; insulin-like growth factor II binding. Gene Ontology annotation, biological process: regulation of insulin-like growth factor receptor signaling pathway. Lineage: Eukaryota; Metazoa; Chordata; Mammalia; Chiroptera; Mormoopidae. The transcript has 4 exons.